Solanum dulcamara is the source of this 1219-nucleotide messenger RNA. RefSeq lists its product as uncharacterized. Gene Ontology annotation, molecular function: hydrolase activity. NCBI's taxonomy places the organism in Eukaryota, Viridiplantae, Streptophyta, Magnoliopsida, Solanales, Solanaceae. Bases 106 to 1062 code for a protein of 318 amino acids. The transcript is spliced from 3 exons. The record is from RefSeq and is a predicted model, not a curated record.
AGUUGACAAUAUAAAAAAAAAAAACAUAAAACUCCUUCCAUAAAGCCUAUAUUAGAUUGGGUAAAGUAACCAGCAACAGGGGAAGAGUGAAAAAAACAGAGGAAAAUGGAGAAAAUAGAGCACAAAAAUGUAUCCGUUAAUGGAAUAAAAAUGCAUGUAGCAGAAAUUGGUGAAGGUCCAGCAGUUCUAUUUGUACAUGGCUUCCCUGAGUUAUGGUAUUCAUGGCGUCACCAAAUGUUGUACCUUUCUAACAAAGGUUACAGAGCUAUUGCUCCUGAUCUUCGUGGUUACGGAGACACUGAAAUUCCAUCGGAAAUCAGUAGUUAUACUGCUUUUCAUAUUGUUGGUGACUUGGUUGCUCUGUUAGAUGUUUUGGAUCUAGACAAAGUUUUCUUAGUAGGACAUGAUUGGGGUGCUCUAGUUGCUUGGUAUUUCUGUUUGUUUCGUCCUGAUCGAAUUAAGGCUUUGGUUAAUCUGAGUUGUGAGUUUCGUCCAAGAAAUCCUUUAAGAAAACCAGUGGAUAGCUUGAGGGAGUUGCUUGGUGAUGACUAUUAUAUGUGUAGAUUUCAGAAACCAGGGGAAGUGGAAGAGGAGUUUGCUUCAAUUGAUACUGCAAAACUCAUAAUAGGAUUUCUUUCUUCACGUGAUACACGCCCACCUUGCAUUCCCAAAGAGAUAGGCUUUCAUCAAGCCUUUGCACAUUCACCAGCAACAUUACCCUCAUGGCUAACACAGGAAGAUGUGAAUUAUUAUGCUCAGAAAUUAAACAAAACAGGCUUCACUGGAGGAUUGAACUACUACAGAAAUCUGGACAAAAAUUGGGAGCUCACAGCCCCAUUUAGUGGAUGCAAAAUUCAAGUUCCAACUAAGUUUGUGGUGGGCGAUCUAGACCUGACAUAUCAUGUUCCUGGAAUGAAGGAGUAUAUUCACAAUGGUGGUUUCAAGAAAGAAGUUCCAAAUUUAGAGGAGGUUGUUGUAAUGGAGGGAGCAGCUCACUUCAUCAACCAAGAAAAGCCUGAUGAAAUAAAUGCCCACAUUUAUGAUUUUAUUCAGAAGUUUUAACCAACCACUUGAAAUUAAAGCAUCUAUGAUUGAUACUGCAUUUUACCUUUCUAUAAAUUACUGAAGUUUGUGACAAAGUAAGAUACCCAAACAGAUUUAUAUGCCUGAAAUUUGAAAUUUUAUUGAUGGAGAGAUGGGUAUUUGCCGCUCUGUUUAC